GGUCCCCGGGCCCCCCCCGGCCCGCAGCCCAUGUCGGGGCGGCGGGAGGCGACGCUGCCCGCCUGCUUCGCGGGGCUGGGCGCGGGUAGUCCGCGGCCGCGGCAGAAGCGCGGCGGGAUGUUCUGCAGCGUGGAGGACGCCUUCGACAACAAGACGCUGGACUUCGCCUCGCUCGGCGCCCCCGGCCCCGCGACCCCUGGCCCCGGGCUCCGCCACCCCCCCGGCCCCGGGCCCGCCGCCGCCCCGGGGGAGCCGCCGCCCGGCUGCCCGCAGAGUGACCAGCUUCUAAUCAAAGGAGGAAAAAUUGUCAACGACGAUCAGUCAUUUUAUGCGGACAUUUAUGUGGAAGAUGGUUUAAUAAAACAAAUCGGAGAAAAGCUGGUUGUUCCCGGUGGUGUAAAGACAAUCGAUGCCUACGGCCAGAUGGUGAUGCCGGGGGGGAUAGACGUCCACACCAGGCUGCAGAUGCCCGUCAUGGGGGUGACCUCUGCUGAUGGCUUCUACCAAGGCACCAGAGCAGCCCUGGCAGGAGGCACCACGAUGAUCAUUGACCACGUCUGCCCGGACACUGGGACCAGUCUCCUGGCUGCCUACGAGCAGUGGCGCGGCGCCGCCGACAGCCAGGCCUGCUGCGAUUACUCCCUGCACGUCGACAUCCCUCGCUGGCACGAAAGCCUGAAGGAGGAACUGGAGGCCCUGGUGAAGGACAAGGGUGUGAACUCCUUCCUGGUGUUCAUGGCUUACAAAGACAAGCUGCAGUGCUCCGAUGCGCAGAUGUAUGAGAUAUUCUGCAUCAUUCGAGACCUGGGGGCCAUUGCCCAAGUGCAUGCUGAAAACGGAGACAUCAUCGAUGAGGAGCAGAAGAGGCUGCUGGAGCUCGGGAUUACGGGGCCAGAAGGGCACGUCCUCAGCCGCCCCGAGGAGGUGGAAGCGGAGGCGGUGUACCGUGCCAUCACCAUCGCCAAACAAGCCAACUGCCCCUUGUACAUCACCAAAAUAAUGAGCAGAGGAGCAGCAGAUGUCUUAGCUCAAGCGAAGAGAAAAGGCGCGGUUGUGUACGGAGAGCCCAUCACCGCCAGCCUGGGCACCGACGGCUCGCACUACUGGAGCAAAAACUGGGCCAAAGCUGCAGCCUUCGUCACGUCCCCCCCCAUCAGCCCGGACCCCACCACGCCGGGUCAUCUCACCUCCCUCUUGUCCUGCGGGGACCUGCAGGUCGCGGGCAGCGCUCACUGCACCGUCACCACCGCCCAGAAGGCAGCGGGGAGGGACAACUUCACCCUCAUCCCCGAGGGCACCAACGGCGCCGAAGAGCGGAUGGCGAUAGUUUGGGAAAAGUGCGUGGUCCCCGGGAAGAUGGACGAGAAUGAUUUCGUCGCGGUGACCAGUACCAAUGCUGCCAAGAUCUUCAACUGCUACCCCAGGAAGGGCCGCGUCGCCGUGGGCGCUGACGCAGACUUGGUUUUGUGGAACCCCAAAGCUACUAAAAUCAUCUCCGCAAAAACCCACAAUCUGAACGUGGAGUACAACAUAUUUGAAGGCACAGAGUGCCACGGGGUUCCCACCGUGGUCAUAAGUCAGGGAAAAGUUGUUCUUGAAGAUGGAAACCUGUGUGUCACCCAAGGGUCAGGCCGCUUCAUUCCUAGAAAGACGUUCCCCGAUUUUGUUUAUAAAAGGAUAAAGGCAAGAAACAGGCUGGCCGAAGCCCGCGGUGUUCCCCGGGGGCUGUACGACGGGCCGGUCCAUGAUGUCCUGGCCAACGCCAAAGCCGUGGCCCCCGCCGCCCGGAUCGCGCCCUGCGCCGGCAAAGCCCCGGCCCCCCCCGUGCGCAACCUCCACCGGUCGGGGUUCAGCUUGUCUGGCUCGCAGGCCGACGACCACAUCGCCAGGCGCACGGCUCAGAAGAUCAUGGCCCCGCCGGGCGGGCGCUCCAACAUCACCUCGCUGUCCUGACGGGGGUCCCGUGUGUCCCCCCCCCCCGCCCUCCCCGGGGCCACCGGUGUGGCUGUCCCCACCCCAGGCACCGCCGGGGACGGUGGGUCACCCUCCAGCUCGGGAUGCAAAAUUAGUUAGUCAUCAGCUGCCCCUUCUCGUAGGUAGAAAGUAGAGUGACCCCCCCCCCCCCCCCCCGGGGAGGUAGCGCUCCCCUCUCCACCCGCCCGCUCUGCAUUUCGUCCCUGCCCCCCGGGAUGCCCCUCUGCGCGCGGGAAGAAGCGGGGGGGCUGCGUUUUGGCUGGCAGGGCCCCCUGCCCAAGCAGCAGCGGCCGCCCUUCCCAGUCCGGAGGGCGUUUUAACCGCCCCCCGCUGCCGAGUCGCUGGGGUUUGGGCUCGGUGGCUGCGGCUCGUCGGCCCGCAGAGCCAGGCAUGAGCGUGCCCGUCGGCGGGGCCGUCGGGCAGGGCGGCUGUGCGUCCGUCUGUCCCUGCCGCGGGGUGGGGGCCGGUGCUGGCGGGCGUGCCGGUGGUCGUUCUGUUCCGCUUGUUUUUUAAAGAUUAUUUAUACACCUUUUCAAGAACCAAGUGUAAGUCUUAGAACCAAUAACAAGGCUCGUUUGAAGGCCAGUCGCAUAUGAUAAACUCUUUUAUAAAGGUUAUUAUAGUCUGUUUAAUAUAUUUAAAGGUAUGUAUAGUGAAGGUGAACCUCUAUGCCACAAAGCUAUGCAUGUACCUCCAGCAGAAUGGCUCGCCGUUCCUCUUCUGUUCCUUGCUUUGAGUAAAGUUUGUCGGAAAUCAUAAAACUGUAGAAGCGGUUGAUC
Tyto alba (common barn owl) is the source of this 2753-nucleotide messenger RNA. It is a transcript of the gene DPYSL4, whose product is annotated as dihydropyrimidinase like 4. Bases 31 to 1953 code for a protein of 640 amino acids. Gene Ontology annotation, cellular component: cytoplasm; cytosol. The transcript is spliced from 14 exons. NCBI's taxonomy places the organism in Eukaryota, Metazoa, Chordata, Aves, Strigiformes, Tytonidae. The record is from RefSeq and is a predicted model, not a curated record. Gene Ontology annotation, molecular function: hydrolase activity, acting on carbon-nitrogen (but not peptide) bonds, in cyclic amides.